Molecule: messenger RNA, 5131 nt
Organism: Micropterus dolomieu (smallmouth bass)
Lineage: Eukaryota; Metazoa; Chordata; Actinopteri; Centrarchiformes; Centrarchidae
Gene: sh2d3ca
Product: SH2 domain containing 3Ca
Exons: 16
Coding region: 102-3005 (967 amino acids)
Biological process (GO): small GTPase-mediated signal transduction; positive regulation of peptidyl-serine phosphorylation
Molecular function (GO): guanyl-nucleotide exchange factor activity; phosphotyrosine residue binding
Source: RefSeq, a predicted model, not a curated record
UCCCUAUCUGGCUCCGCUUUUCUGUUUUACUUUGUCUCCUCUCAGAUGAUCCAUCUGUCACCCACCUGCAGCUGAUCUUAUACGCACACUGCAGCCACAACAUGAGCAUACGGAAACUGAGUUUCAAGUGGUUCGGGAGCCUCACCAACCUCUCUUUUCGCCGCAGCACUGAGAAAUCAGACUCCAAGUCCUCUCAGUCGAAGUCUGGAGCAGGAGCGGGAUUUGCACCUGAAGAUGCCGCUGACUGCGGUACGCCAGUCCUGGCUCCAGUUGCUGAGACAACAGUGGACGACAUGGGUGCCAUGCGGCCUCGCACCGCCAGUUACGUACGCUCCAGCGAGAGCUAUACACACAUGGGUACGCUGCCACGGCUACUGAUGAAGAGGAGAGGCAAGAGUAAUAAAGGAGGCCCCAGCAGCAGUAAGAAAAGUAAAGACAAGAGCAGCAUCAGCAGAAGUCAAAGCCAGCGACCAGCAGGUGACAAAGACAGCUGGCACCCGAGGCCGACAGCCGCCUCGUCCAGAGUGGCUGGAGACGGGGCUGGAGUUAAAGCUGGGCUCAAAAAAGACUCUCUCACUGAUCUUAAGACCCAGCCUGAACCUACAGGUGAAACAAAUACACAAAACGCCAUCUCUGGACCCAUUCCUGCCUGUGAAGAUGUGUCGCCAUCUAGUGGCUCAAGUGCUGCACAACAACCUGAGACAUGUGACAAGCAACGAAUCACCCAGGCAGGUGCAGGUUUGAACCCCGAAGAGACUUCAUCACCUCCACUCAGUCAGGGGAAUGAUCGGAUCCGGACAGGUGAGGAUGAUGGGUUAGGGUCCUGGCCUGUAUCUGAAACAAAGGAGGAAGCAGAGAGCAGAGAGCUGACAGACGGAGCAGACAAAGGAAACCAAAACUCUGACAGCAUUUACAGCUACAUGAAGCCAGUGCAGAACCAGGGAGAAUAUGUUGAGUUCUCCAAGGAGAAGUACCUGCUGGAGUCUCCUCCCGAGAAACUUCGUAAGGAGUUGGAGGAGGAGCUGAAAUUAAGCGUUGCUGACAUCAGAAGCCAUGGCUGGUACCAUGGACACAUACCGAGAGAGGUGUCAGAAACUCUGGUUCUGCGUAAUGGAGAUUUCCUUGUGCGCGACUCUCUGACCAGCGUGGGUGACUAUGUACUGACCUGUCGAUGGGAUAAUGAGGUGCUGCACUUCAAGAUCAGCAAAGUCCUGGUCAAAUCCAAUGACACCAAGGUGCAGUAUGUAUUGGAGUCUGACAGUUUCGACUCGGUCCAAGAGCUUGUGCGGUUUUACGUGGGCCAGCGUAAACCGGUCUCCCAGUCCAGCGGUGUCCACAUCUACUGUCCAGUCAGCAGGACUCUCCCUCUGCGCUACCUGGAGGCCACCUUUGCUCUGGCCAACAGCAAGCAAGGCUCCGCCUACUCGCCGUCCAGUCAGAGGGGAGCGUACAUUAAGAGAAGGAGCGUCACCAUGACUGAUGGGCUGACGACUGAGAAGAUGAUGCCUCACAGUGACUCAGAGAGUCCCAGUCCAGUUAAGACGCCAGUGGCACCACCAGAACCAGAGCCGGAACCUGUGCCCAACUGCAGCCCGUCGACAAUCCACCACCAUAAAGACGCAAUGCGGAACUGUGCGAUGAGCAUGGACCAGAUUCAGGAGUAUCGCUGCCCCUUGUCACCUGUUGGCGAAACCCCGCUGUCUCCUGCAUAUAGUGCCAUCACCAGGCAAAGAGUCCACUCAGGCGGGCGGGUCCUGGCUGUCGUCCCACCCUCCCCCGUGAUGCGCCGUUCCAGCGACCCUCAGCUCAGCCCUUCAGCCUGUGACAACCCUCCGGAGCAUCCCGCACAUACCUCUCAGUCGGCACACUCCUCGCCUGCCCAUCACCCCAGCUACCAAUCACAUUCCUCAGAAACAGCGGGGAGCUACUGUGACCUUAGACCUUGCCCCGUCGGGCCCCCUAAACCCCCGACUAAGAGCUAUGUGGAGCGGUUGCGAGUGGAAGAAGGGAGGCUGGACGGACCGAGGGAGGAAGGAGAUGGGAUGUUCAGUGCCCCACAGGUGGAGACGGCGUCCUCAUUCAGGCCAUCCAGGUAUGAGUCUUGUCUUAUGCCAGCUGAGAAUAAGCCUCUGGAGAUGUCUGUACUGAAGAGAGUCAAAGAGCUGCUGGCUGAGGUGGAUGCAAGGACUGCAGCUAAACAUAUCACCAUGGCAGACUGCAAGGUGGCUAGAAUAAUAGGUGUAACCUCAGACCUGCAAAGGAUGAUGGGAGUGUCCUCAGGGUUGGAGUUACUGACACUACCACAUGGACACCAGCUAAGACUUGACCUACUGGAGAGGUUCUAUACCAUGUCGAUCAUGAUGGCAGUGGACCUGCUAGGUUGCACAGGAAGCACAGAGGAGAGGGCGGCCCUACUCCACAAGACCAUCCAAUUGGCAGCAGAGUUGAAAAGCAACCUGGGUAACAUGUUUGGCUUUGCUGCUGUGAUGAGAGCCCUGGAGCUGCCGCAGAUAUCCCGCCUGGAGCAGACGUGGGUGACUUUACGCCAGAGACACACAGAGGGCGCUAUUUUAUAUGAGAAGAAACUCAAACCUUUCAUGAAGAAUAUGAACGAUGGCAAAGAGUCCAGCGCCUUGUCCAACACCUCCAUCCCACACAUCAUUCCUGUCCUGUCGUUAUUGGAGCGGGGCAUGGCUCUCGGGGAGGCACCGGAGCCCUGGGAGAGUGCAGAGGUGGGAGUAGACGUGGUCAUGUACCACCUAGAGGCAGCUCGUACUAUCGCACAUCACGGGGGGAUCUAUAGAACCAACGCUGAGACCAAACUGCAGGGAUUCCAGGAGCGAGCAGAAAUACACGAUAUCUUCCAGACAGAGUUUCAGAUGCGUCUUUUGUGGGGCAGCCGUGGUUCUGAGGGCAGCCAAUCAGAGCGUUACGAGAAGUUUGACAAGGUCCUCACCGCCCUAUCACACAAGCUAGAGCCUCUUGUGCGCCACAGCGAGCUAUAGCACCUGCCCUAACACCCGCCACAGCUGAAACACCCCCAUUUGCACUCACCACUCAUCGUGGUAUGGUCUUGUUUUGCAUCGCGAAGGAUGAUGUGGAAGAGUAUGGCGUGAACACUGGGAGGGUGAGAGUGACGGAAGAGGCAGCUAACAGAGCAUGUAAAGUGAGCAAUAGGAAUACAGAAAAGAGGGUCUCACUUAUAACACGUGUUGCACUUCUCCUUCUGUUCCUCCCUGUGGACUUCCUCAUUUAGUGCUAAAAUAUUUAAAUGGCAUGAGUGAGGAGAAAAGCUAACUGGAAAAGAAGAUGGGAGAGAUGGAUGACCACCUCCUCUACUUGGUGAAAAACAGUAACAUGUGUACAGUGUAUCCAGAGGGCCAAACAGUGCUGCAGAGUUUGGCUUUGGUCCAAUAAAACUCAGACACUCUCUUGUUUCAAACAACUGCUGUCACACACUGUAGCAGGAAUGAUAACAAUAACUUACAUAGCUCAUAUAUAGAUAUUUGUGUGGGUGAGUGAGUGAGUGUGUUUUGGUAUGUAUGUUUCCAUUCCCUAAUUUUUUGUAUGGCAUUAAUGUUUCAUGUGGGUUUUGUUUGUGUCUUAUUGAUUUGUUUUGAUCAAAAGAUAUCUAAACAUCAUGGACGCUGCUCCACCGACCUCACGAGAAUCUGUCAGUGCUCAUGUUGAGGGAACCAUGUUCAUAAAACCUCAUUAAAUAUGUAUCAAGCAGUCCCAUUGAAUCCCAUUAAAAAUGUAUCAGGCAUGCAUUAAUAAAUGUAUCAGAAAUGAAACAUUUGCAGAAGUAAUGCAGCAACUUCAAUACGAGGGCUUUGCGAGUUGUUAAAAACAUUAAGAGGACAAAGCAACCUCCCUCUGUUGUGGCUGUUUGACUAAUACUUUUGAUAUUGUGUGUCUUGUGCACAAACGUUGCUGAAACAGCGCUGUGAGACAAAUGGGAUGCUCAGUAUUUAAAUUUAAAGCAAUGUUUCACUUAGUAUAUAAACAUUUAUGAACGUGUAUAACUAGUUUAAGUUACUAAAUUUGCAAAAAUAAUACAGUAAAAUGUUGCUUUAAACUAAUAAUUUAAAUAUAACAAUGUGUCAAACGUGAGAAAAAAUACAGAUGAUACAGUUCAUGUCUGUGGACAAUCUUGAAUGACAGAAAAAUCUGUCAUCUUUCACAUUUCUUUUUUUUGAAAGCCAAUGAAUGAUUCCCAAACCAAAUCAAACAAGGACAUUUUGACCACAGCCCUGCUACAGAGAAUGUCUAUUGGUUGUGUGUUUUGAAUUUGUGUUUCUGCAACAUAGCUAAGAUGAUCCCAAUCUUUUUACAGCUAUGUGAUUACAUUUCGGUUGAAUGUUCAGUGUAAAAUCAUUGCUGUAUUUACAGCAUGUGGGCCUGAGAGGGCUUGAGCUAACUCUCAGAGCUAUGCAACCAUUUCAACCAAGGGCUGAGACCCCUGAGGAACAGAAUGUAUUAGAAAAAAAUCUUUUUCACUUUUUGACCUCUACUUCACCUUCUUUUCAAAUAUCAGUCCUUUUGUUCUUCCUAACUCUAUCCAAACCAAUAACCUAUAUAUGAAUGAAAGUCAUAUCAAUCAAAUAAUUCUACACAUACUACCCUAGAGUCGCAAAUCAGAGAUCCUUAAAUGGAGUCAAUGCAGUUUGUGAGGUGAGGAGCCAUGUGCCAGUUCCCGCUGUGGUCCAACAGGGGGCGAUCUUGAGUCAGCAAAAAAACUAAUAAUAAUUAAUUGUAAUACAAUGUCACAGGAAGACCUGUACACACAGGGAAAAAAUACAUUGAUUGUGUGUGUUUUGAGACCAAUGUUUGACAUCAAUGCUAUCCGAUAUCAAACCUACUGGUUUAGGUUUGAUAUCUGAUAACGCUGAUGAUGAAAAAGUCAUGAUGGUGAUAAUAUAAUAUGUAUGUUUUUAUUUGUCCUCUGUUGAAUGCUGUACAGGAAUGUGCCGACAGUGUGUGGAUUCUCCUGUUUUUGAAAACCGGACUGUAUGAAAUGAACUUGAAAAGCAAAAAGAUAAGAAAUGUUUUAGGAUUGAUCUCAUGUUUUUUUACGUACUGUACAUAGCGAUUCACUUUUUUUCAAAUAAAAUGAAUGCUCGUGUCAAAA